ACUACGGCUCCCAAGGUGCACCGGGCGCGCACGCGCGGGCUCAUUUCCAACUCCCCCGCCCCUCUCCCCGUCUGUGAUAAACAGUGCCGCCGAGGCGCCUGCUCUCGUGGCGGAGCGCUCAGUUCUGAGCGAGAAUCGGCGGCGAGCGGGAGGGCCCUCAGGGCGGGCGGUACCACCGAGAGAGAGAGAUCGAGGCGCGGGCAAAGCCGCCGCUCGGGCCGCGCCACCUUCGGGCGAGGACCGGGGGAGAUCGCCGCGCGGGUCCGAUCGCCGGCGGGUGAUGUGGCGGCGCUGAGGGCGGCCGGAGACCCGGAGCGUCGCCAUCAUGGCGGAGCCGGCGGGGAGCCCCUCAGCGGCGGAGUCUCCCUCGGUGGCGGCGGCUUUGGACCCGGAGUUCCCCCCUCAGAGCCGGCCGCGCUCUUGCACUUGGCCGCUGCCCCGGCCGGAGCUGGCGGCGGCCGACACGGAGCCCGGGACAGCGCCCGGCAGCGGGCUGGGGAGCCCUGAGGAGCCGGCCGGGGUGGCGACGGCCGGGGCGGCAGCGGCCGCGGCGCCGGGAGGCGGCGGUGGGUCCGGCGGAGCGCGGAAGAGCGCCGGCGGCGGGUCCGGCGGCGGGGCGCGUCGCAACGCCUGGGGCAGCCAGUCUUACGCGGACCUCAUCAGCCAAGCCAUCGAGAGCGCCCCGGACAAGCGCCUGACGCUGGCGCAGAUCUACGAGUGGAUGGUCCGCUCCGUGCCUUACUUCCGCGACAAGGGCGACAGCAACAGCUCCGCCGGAUGGAAGAACUCCAUCCGACACAACCUCUCCCUGCAUAGCAAGUUCAUUAAAGUGCACAACGAGGCUACAGGGAAGAGCUCUUGGUGGAUGCUGAAUCCAGAAGGCGGCAAGAGUGGAAAGGCCCCACGGAGGAGAGCGGCCUCCAUGGACAACAGCAGCAAGCUGGUCAAGCCCAGAGGAAAAGCCCCCAGGAAGAAGGCAGCCAUGCCAGUGGCCCCGGAAUCUACUGCCGACAGCCCAGGCUCCCAGUACUCCAAGUGGCCUGGCAGCCCUUCUUCCAGAAGCAACGAGGACUCAGAUGUGUGGACCAGCAUCCGGCCUCGGACCAGCUCCAAUGCCAGCACCAUCAGUGCAAGGCUUUCCCCCAUCCUAACUGAGCCAGAUGACCUUGGAGACGAGGCGCUCCUUCCAUCCCUUGUCUACUCCAGCGCAUCUAGCAGUGUCCCACCCACAGUGACAGAGGAGCUGGAACUCAUUGACGGCCUGAAUCUGAUGUCAUCAAGCUCAUCCUUGCUGUCAACUCAGCAGCCUUCUCCAGGCGGUCUGGCACAGAGGAAUCCCAGUUUCUCCUUGCGAAGCCAGAGCUCAGCUGCUCAGGCGUCGUCAUUUGGCAGCUCCCUCUUCAACCCUGUUGAUAUCUCUCUGCACAGCUCUGCCAGCCACUUCUCUGGCCCACAGACCCUGGAAGCCCUCCUGACAUCCAACUCACCACCACCCAGUGAUGUGAUGAUGACACAGGUAGAUCCGAUCCUCCCGCAGAGCGGAGGCAGGUUGAACAGCCAGACUUUUCUGCUUCUGGGGGAGCAGUCCUCCAAAAACAGGAUGAGGCCAGUUAACCCAUUAAGAAAGCUUCCGGAGCAGCAGCUGGAGUCGGUUGGCACUGCUUCCUUGCCGACUGCAUUUUCAAUGGCAUCUCCUCAGAAUACAGUCAGCCUGUCAGCUUUGAAGGCACCGGGCUCCACACAGCCUGCCCAGGCGGUCCAGCUGGGCACCCAGCCAUUUCUGUCUGCAGCUACAUUUGCCCCCUGUGGAGGCAAUCAGGACAGAUUGCCCAAUGAUUUGGACGAUAUGUACAUGGAAAACCUUGAAUGUGAUGUGGAUUACAUAAUCAACACUGACCUCAUGGAUGGAGAAGGACUGGACUUCAAUUUUGAACCCAUUCCAUCUGCUCCCAGCUAUCCCAACACGUCACAGGCCUCCAACCAUACCUGGGUACCCAGUUAACUUCAGGAUUGUCAAAGUGCCCUUCUGGUCCUGGAGUUAUUGCACUCCCAGAGGAGUCUGGAAUGCAAGGAGCACCUGGUGUCCGUCUUACUGUUCUGCAAACCAGCUGGAAGCAAGGGCGAAGCAAAUGGCACUGGAAGAGAGAGAGAUCCUGUUAAGUGCCACAUCUUUUCCUGAGCCUACUGUUAAGCCCUGCAAGCCCCAUCCAGGAGCCUGAGAAGAGGCCCAGGAAGUGCUCCACCCAUGGCCAAAGUCACUUCCUGCCCUUCAUAAGCAUUCUCCGGAUUGAUGGGGUUUUGGCCUGGCCGCGAUAGGUCAGAGAGCUGUCUGAAGGGGGAGGGCAUUGAGCUGGCAUCACCCCUCCAGCUGAUCUCAGCCUCAACUCCCCUUUGACUUGACACCCUGUGGAUGGGGUGAGAAGAUGGUCUGUGAAUCAUGUGGCUGUCUGAGUUGAGAAGUCCCUCCCCUCUUGAGCACUUCCCUUGUUCCUUUUCUGAUGGGAGCAGGUGGUGGUGGUGGACGAGGAGGAGGCGGCUGAGGGAAGUAAAGUUGCCCUGUUUGGGGUGGUGGUGGUGGGAAGCUGUAGAACUCAUUAUUGACUGUGCACCUGGCCUACAGGUGCCUUCUGGAAGUUUAAGGCCCGGUCUGACCUUGUGAAGCCCUCAGCUAUGUGUUCUUGGGCAGCACUUCCCUGAAACAAUGGCUCCCCCAAAGCAGGCAAGCAGGUGCUAAAAGCUGUUGCUAAGAAACCAAAAUGACUUCUCUUUGGGUUCGUUUCUGGGCUGUUUUGUGUUGCAGCUGAGAAAUGGAAAACCCAUAUCUGGCCUUAACCAGAGCCCUGAUCUGCAUUUUCCCUUUUUCUAGUCCAGAAGGGCAUUUUUCUACAGAUGAACUAUUUUGGAGGUUGCUUUUUCUUCUCCUCCCCCUGACAUGGGCAGAAGGCAGGGCUUUCUGUGGCAGCCUUCAAACUGUAUUAUUUGUGUCUCUGUUUUAUGAGUGCCUUUCCUUCCCUCAGAGAUGGCGCUACUGGCAGUAGCUGUUGCUUUUCAAAACUGCAUCAAGAACAAUGUGGCAACUCCUUGGGUGCAUUUGCUGGGGGGUGGGAAUGGGAAUGGGGAGAGAAGGGCACGGAAGCAGCUUUGUUCUUUGGAACUGGGGCAGGUGGUGGAGUUGCACGUUAUAGAUAAUUACCUGCAAAGCUAGCAGCAGAUUAAAUAGAAGCUUUUGUAAACCUUGGUGCGGGGUUGGGAAGAACUGUCUAUAUUUUAAUGCAGAAUCCUAUGAUGUUAUUGGCUAAAAGUGCAGCCUGUUUUCUUGCAGCUUUACGCCUUUUGAUACCAGACAGAACACUAAAGCACACAAGGCCCAGGGAUGGGUCUGAAGAUGGGAUUAUGGGACAGCUAACCUGCUGGGGGGAGGAUGGGGAGGGGUCCUCCUUUCAACCUUGUGCUUUUCAGUAGCUAAUUAUGAAUUGCCAGCAGGACAUGUUGGGGUCCUCUAAGCCCUAGAAUAGCUGGGUCACAGCUGCCACUGCGGAUGCCUUUUGAGCCCUUGCCCACUUUGUGCAGAGCCCUGGCAGAGCGGUGGCUGGCUCAGGCCCACCUCUGCUGAGCAACUGUGACGGCCUUGGGUGGGUUGCCUGCUGUGAGCUUUCGCUGUUAAGCUUGGGAGGCAGAACAAAUAAAAUAACACCUAGGAUUCUGAGGGUUGGGGGACCACUUUAUUGCCAUGAGAAAAGUACCUUGAGGAACCAGGGAAACUCUAGAGGAGAUCUGGUAGCUCCUUGGAUAGAUGGGAGAAUUAAGGGUGUCAGAAAUGGGGACUGGGUGGAUUCCUGUCUGGUAUGGGCCCGCUCAGGAAAGGGGCGAUAUUUGCAGGCUAUUCUUUCUGCCCUGGGGAUGUUAAGUUUGGAGUCUCACUUGAGCUACUGUAGGCAGGUGGGAGCAGGUGAGGUUUCAGCCCCCUGAAGCACUCUCAGGAAGGGCAAACAGCACAAGCCUUCUCUUCAGCCACUUACU
Messenger RNA from Podarcis raffonei (Aeolian wall lizard), 4020 nucleotides. It is a transcript of the gene FOXO4, whose product is annotated as forkhead box O4. NCBI's taxonomy places the organism in Eukaryota, Metazoa, Chordata, Lepidosauria, Squamata, Lacertidae. The transcript has 3 exons. Gene Ontology annotation, biological process: regulation of transcription by RNA polymerase II. The record is from RefSeq and is a predicted model, not a curated record. Gene Ontology annotation, molecular function: DNA-binding transcription factor activity, RNA polymerase II-specific; RNA polymerase II cis-regulatory region sequence-specific DNA binding. Bases 326 to 2002 code for a protein of 558 amino acids. Gene Ontology annotation, cellular component: nucleus.